This is a messenger RNA of Lasiosphaeria miniovina, 582 nucleotides long. Its product is annotated as NUDIX hydrolase domain-like protein. NCBI's taxonomy places the organism in Eukaryota, Fungi, Ascomycota, Sordariomycetes, Sordariales, Lasiosphaeriaceae. The record is from RefSeq and is a predicted model, not a curated record. The transcript has a single exon. Gene Ontology annotation, biological process: deadenylation-dependent decapping of nuclear-transcribed mRNA. Gene Ontology annotation, cellular component: cytoplasm; P-body. Bases 1 to 582 code for a protein of 193 amino acids. Gene Ontology annotation, molecular function: hydrolase activity.
AUGGACGGGAUUGACGCAAGCAUGGAAUUCCGCGCGGCAGACGCCUUUGUGAUGUCUUGCGGCACUGUGACGCUUGAUCUAGCCCUGGGCAAGGUCUUGAUCGUCUGGAACAAGAAGUACGAGAUAUUCCAGCUGCCGAAGGGCCGCAGGAACAUUGACGAGUCCAUGCUGGAUGCUGCCAUUCGCGAGACGUACGAGGAGACGGGCCACAAGGUCACGCCACUCUGCCUCAACAUUGCCACACUUGCGACACUUCCCAGGGACGACAAGUCCAAGGAAUACGUGUCUCCGAAGAACAAGGACGUGACCGACGGCUAUCUGAGCACCGACUAUCUUGGGGGGUGCGUCUAUCCUGAUCCGCAGGCAGAGACCGACACGUUAAAGGCAGUGCUAUUCUUCGCGGCAAAGGGGGACUCGACGGCCACCCCAGUAUCGGGAACCCAGGAAGCGUGGGAGGACCUCCAUGCCAGGUGGAUGACCAUUGAGGAUGCUGCCUCGAAACUCCGCUUCAAGGGGGAAGUCGAUGCUGUCAGGAAGGCCGUGGAGAACGUGAGGCGAUCUGGUGUCGCCUUUAGCGGUUAA